AUGGAGAGUUUGGAUAUUAGCAUAUCUCCUGAUUUAAGUGAAUUAUUAGAUGAAAAAGAUGAAGAAUUAGAAAAAGUUUGCCGAGAGCAAGACGAAGAGUGGAUGACUUUGUGUCAACUAGCAGGUAAAUAUGUUUUGACAUAUUGCAAAAAGUACUUAUGUGAGGAACCUUUUCGUACAUCAAAACGCUCCGGACAUAUAUUUAUUCAAGAGAUAUUACGAGGAAAUGAAACUCGUUGUUAUGAAAACUUUCGAUUUAAGAAAGCGGUGUUUAUUGAUUUACCCCAUGACUUAACCGAAAAAUAUGGGCUUAAAGCCACUUGUGGAAUUUCUACACACAAAAUGUUAGGCAUGUUUUUCAUGGUUUGUGCACAUGGAGCGGAAAAUCGAAUGAUACAAGAAAUCUUUCAACAUUCUGGAGAGACGGUUCAUAGACACUUUCAUAGUAUGUUAAAUGUUGUUUGUAAUCUUGCAAUCAUUAGACCACGUUUAAAUUAUAAUGAUGGUGUAGAAGCUCACAAGUCAUGUAACGAGCGAUAUUUGCCCUUCUUUAAAGAUUGCAUUGGGGCACUUGAUGGCACACAUGUUAAAGCUAGAUUGCCGCAAGGUCAAGAAAUUCUGUAUAUUGAUUGUAAAGGUUAUCCGACUCAAAAUAUUCUUGCCAUUGUAGAUUUUAACAUGUGUUUUACAUUUGCAUUGGCUGGAUGGGAAGGAUCGGCUCAUGACAAUCGUAUAUUUUGUGAGGCUCUUCGUAGACAAGAACUCAACUUUCCACAUUCAUUGGAAAAUAAAUAA
Capsicum annuum is the source of this 795-nucleotide messenger RNA. RefSeq lists its product as uncharacterized. NCBI's taxonomy places the organism in Eukaryota, Viridiplantae, Streptophyta, Magnoliopsida, Solanales, Solanaceae. The coding region runs from base 1 to 795 and encodes 264 amino acids. The transcript is spliced from 2 exons. The record is from RefSeq and is a predicted model, not a curated record.